Diachasma alloeum is the source of this 4374-nucleotide messenger RNA. It is a transcript of the gene SecS, whose product is annotated as O-phosphoseryl-tRNA(Sec) selenium transferase. The record is from RefSeq and is a predicted model, not a curated record. The transcript is spliced from 6 exons. Gene Ontology annotation, molecular function: O-phosphoseryl-tRNA(Sec) selenium transferase activity; tRNA binding. Bases 595 to 2121 code for a protein of 508 amino acids. Gene Ontology annotation, biological process: conversion of seryl-tRNAsec to selenocys-tRNAsec; selenocysteine incorporation. NCBI's taxonomy places the organism in Eukaryota, Metazoa, Arthropoda, Insecta, Hymenoptera, Braconidae.
GGACGAUUUGAAUUUCCGUUAGGUGGUCUCUCGUUCCCGUUGUAGGCGGCGGUGGAGUAAGGUGGCGUUCGUGAUGUUGAAUAUGUCGUAGUUGCCCGUAGUUCUCGGUUGUUCACUACCUGAGGUGUUACCAUAUAUCGAGGUAAAAUCUGGAGCCUCGCGAUAGCACUCGCCCCCUUCAUUUCCCAAUCGAGUAGCUCUCUCUUCCAAAAAAAAAAAAUCCAAAAUGUCCCAGAGUUCCCCAAGGCAAUGGGACUCACCGUGCUCCGUACGUUAAGCUGAGGACCCGAGCGAGUGCGAGUGAGAGAGUAACGAAAAAAAAACCGCUGGAGAGAGAGUGCUGGAGAUUACGGAAUUAUUUGGGCGCGAUCAACUGAUUUAAUUCCAUUUUAAAAAACUCGACAACAAAAACAACUUCGAGUCGCGACGACUAGACGUUGACUCAGUGGGAGGGUUCUGGUUAAUGGGCGACUAUGGACGAGAGGGCUGAGAGACUGUGAAGAGGACUGAGAGGUAUGGUGAUAUUGGAGUGAGGCACUUGGCGAAACAACUGGGGGAUUACAAAGGAUUCGCGUUAUUUGGGGGAUAUUGAGGAUGAAUAAUCAGGCGUUUAGCUUGGCCGAGAGGCUCAUCCCUUCGACCUAUGUACAGCAGGGAUUGAAUGCUAAAAAAACGAGGGAAAAUCUCAUUCGACAUUUCAUUGAACAUCGAAAAUGGCCGGAGGAGGGAUGGGACGAUGCAACAAUCGAGGCAUUUCUCUCAGACCUAUCCCAGAUGGACAGCAACAAUUUUCCCCUCAAUUGCAGUGUUGGGGAACGCGAGUCACGUAUAGUAUCGAAUCUCGUUGCGAGACGUCAUUUUCGAAUGGGCCACGGUAUUGGAAGAUCGGGAGAUCUCGAGGAGGUGCAGCCGAAGGCUGCCGGUAGCAGUCUCAUGUACAAACUAACUAAUGCACUUGUUCUCGAAGUAAUUCGAUAUAUGGGAGUAAAAAGCAUAGCCGGUUGCUUCCUCUCCCCAAUGGCCACAGGCAUGAGCCUCGUUCUGUGCAUGCUGACCCUGAAACAAGACAGACCCCGAGCAAAAUACGUCCUUUGGCCCAGAAUCGAUCAAAAAUCUAGCUUCAAAUCGAUAAUAACAGCAGGACUCGAACCAAUAGUCAUCGAGAUGCAGAUUAUCGGGGAUGAGCUCAAGACCGAUAUGCAGAGACUAGAGUCCCAAAUGGCUGCACUAGGCGAGAGCAUCGCUUGUGUAUUAUCGACGACUAGUUGUUUCUCCCCAAGGGCCUGUGACUCGGUCGAUCUUAUUGCUGCAUUGUGCACUCAGUAUAAUAUUCCACAUCUGGUCAAUAAUGCUUAUGGACUACAAAGUACCAGAUGCAUGCAUCUGAUUCAAGAGGCCUCGCGAAAGGGUCGAGUGGAUGCAUUUGUCCAAAGUACAGACAAGAAUUUCCUGGUGCCAGUGGGUGGAGCAGUGAUAGGUUCAUUCGAUAAAAACCUGCUGGAUCGAAUUUCAAAAAUGUAUCCAGGUCGCGCAAAUGCAAGUUCCACGAUGGACGUUAUGAUAACAUUAUUGAGUCUGGGAAUGGCGGGAUACAAGCAGCUGAUAGCCCAAAGGAAGGAGAUGUACGCGUAUCUGAAGGAAGAGCUUGGGAAACUGGCGACGAGGCACGGGGAGAGACUGCUCGAUACCAAGGGGAAUCCCAUAUCGAUGGGCAUGACGCUGCAGUGCUUGAGCCAUCAGCAUGAUCACAAGCAAGUCACCAUGCUGGGCUCCAUACUAUUCGUGAGGAACGUCAGUGGGGCUAGAGUCAUCACGACGACUGAUGUUAAACACGUUGUAUCACAUAAAUUUGAAGGCUGGGGAGCCCACAACAGUAACUACCCAAUCCCAUAUCUGACAGCAGCAGCAGCCCUAGGGAUGAAGCGUUCAGACGUAGACGCCUUCAUCCAGCGUCUGGACAAAGCCCUGACAAAAGUCCGGAGGCGUUCAGCCCCAGUGACCCCAACAGCCUCCCUAGCAGGCUCCAGUAUCAACGGUGACGCAAGCAAUCCUGGUGGACCCGGUGAAUCCUCCACCGCGUCCACCAGCCGAGCGAGUAGCAAAGACAGCCUGCGAAAAUGAACCGUAAUCAACGCAACUGGCCAGUCCAAUCAGCACAUUAACAUCAAUUUGUAAGCGAUGAAUUUUCUGUGCUGAUUCGUCUGUCCAAUUGCGUUGAGAUACCGAGUCUAUUCAUGAAUAAAAUUUCAACAAAACGAGGGAAAAACUCAGUGUUUUGGUUGAGGGGAGGAAGCGCUGGUCGCUUGGAGAUUAUUGAGGAACGAACAAUUCUUACGUUCUCUGAACAUUCAUUUGUUACUGAUUAUCGAUCACUGUUGAUAAUUAACUUUGAUUAUCCUGCAAUAAUGUGUAAUUACAAUCCUUCAAUAUUUUCAAUGCACGUUUGAUAUUUAUAUUCAAUAGUGAAGUGGUGAAACUCAACAGGAGACAGGAGUUCACUUUUUACGUGCUGUUAAAUACGAAAUUAUCUCAGUAAUGAGUAGUUUUAGAGAAAAAUGCCACAAGGGAUUUUUGUUGGAAAUUUUAUCAGCUACAAAAAAGGUCUUGUGAGAUUUUUCGUUAGAACCACUCGUUCUCGAGAUAUUCGUCUUGAUGACAAAAUAUGACGAAUUAUAUUUGGGAGAAAUGUCGCGACGUUUUUGUCUGAAGUAAUUAGUCUGUGAGAUAAUUGCAAUGUUGAUGGAAAUAUCAUGUUUUCACCACUUCACUGAGACGUGAAUAAUUUCUAUCAAUUAUUUUCUAUUCUGCGAAUUGAAAUGAAAGGCGACUGGAGAUAAUCUACGGGUGACAUCAAUGAGGAAAUUAUGGGGAUGGGGCAUGAAUAUAAAUUGGUUGACGAAUGGAGAUUUGUUUCUUCUUGACAUAAUAAAUUGUAAAUUGGAAUAAAAUCGCGAGGAUUAAGUUAGGUAGACAGCUUCUGAAGGUAAAUUAGAUUAGUUUUUUUUUUACUUCACUCCACUGUCAUUAGUGCUCCAUCAGAAUAGGUGCAUUCGAAUCUGUUGUGAAGUGGUGAAACGUGAUAAAUGGAAUUUUACACUUUUCCAAAUUGCAUUCAUCUCGGAAACGAGUGGUUUCAGAGGAGAAUAUGCGAGGAUCUUUUUCGUAGUGUUCGUAAUUUUCUGACGAAAAUUGUUUCUGGCAUUUGCCUCUAGAAUAACUCACUGCCGAGGUAAUUCCACAUUUAACAAGAUGUAAAAAUCGGCAUUUCGAUGAAAUAUUUUAUCACAUCACUGCAGAGACGAUUAAUGAAAGACAAUGGAAUGAGUAUGAGGCGUUGAGUGCCGCCUGCGUUUAGAAUUAGAAAUUAAAAUUAAUCACACGCAUCAAAGAAUUAGUUCUACUAAACCUAAACCAAAAAUUAAAACAUGAGAAAUAAACAAAAAAAGUGGUAGAGAGUUAAAUCUCAAUCAGAGGUAGGAAAAAUUGCAUGAAUUUAGAAAGUACGUGAACGGGGGCGAGAUUUAAUAAUGGCCUGGAGCCUAGGGGUGACUAGGUGAAUUGAGGAUUAAAAACUCAGUGGCUGAGAAACUAUAGAACACAUUAGAUAGUGGAAAUUUGUUAUUAAUUUGAAUGAAUAUAGCCUUUACACGUUGUUAGUUAUAUCUGUGCUAAUAAUGUUUACAAAAUUUAAAUUCAAUUAAGCCUAGCUCAAUACUCAAAUUUUUAUCCCUACGUUUAUCAAUGUUAACGAAGUUUAUUUAUUUUUCUAUAGAUAUUAGAAAUGGCUUUGCAUCCGCGGGAGUAGGCUGACACGAUUAGUUGAUUUAUUUCUGUGGGGAAGUGGUGCAAGCAUUAUUUUGUCUAUAUCUCAGAAAUGUCUUCUGACAUUUUUCUCUGAAUCCAUUAGUUUCUGAGAUAUUUGCAAAAUACUCUGGAUGAAAUUUUGAAAAUCUCGCUCUACCGCUUCUCUACAGAUAUCCAAUCACAUAAAAAAUAAACAAAACGAAUUCUGACGAUGGAAUAAUAAUGUUACCGAGUGACUGUACUGUAAAGAAUGUUAACUGACUAAUUGAUCAAUUAAUCACAUGCAGAAUAAAUCAAUACAAUAAGUACUGUAAAACAAAUCAGAAUUUUUGCAAAAAGUACUUGAGAAUUUUCCUAUGUAAAUAAACUCUUGGUUUGACCAAUUUUUUCAUUUCACUCCUCGACACAAUAUAAUUUAUCUUCUCUUUACUUCAAUCACGAUUGAUUCAAAUCAAUGAAGAACAAAUGAGGUAUUUUAAAAAAUGUAUUAAUGAAAGUUGUGCUCAUCGAAUGUGUUGUACAACAAUUGGAAAGGCCUAAGUUCAAAACUUAACACCUUAAAAAAAAAAA